UUAAGAUGUAAGUGCACUUCUGUCGAUUUCUGUGGCGACACUAACGCGUAAAACGGUAAGUUUUUGUUUAACUGAGCAUGAUUCUGAGAUCCUGGGGGUGGAAAUCAGAGCCUCACUCAUGGUAAGGUUAUCGCCGACAGAUAAACGGUAUAAGCACUCUCGAAAUAUGUAUACGAGAAAUAACAACUGAGACUAUUAUGGCAGAAAAAUUGCAGAGUUAGGGGAAGUGGCUAAACUAAAAUUCCGAGGCACUUUGUUCUUGAAGCAUGUUUUGUGUACAUCAAGUCCAGUUCCCAAACAGCAGACCAGUAACGUUCGCCAAUGAAGAGCUUCCGGGCUUGAGUAUAAGACAGUGGUUUCGGGACUGAUUUCGUAAGAGGGCGGACUUGCCUUUGGAAUUUAGCAAUCAAAAACUGCACUACAAGAAUCGGCCAAUCGUCAAGUCCUAGAAGCACUUCCGCAAAUUCCGACGGAAGCCUGAGAGCCGCUGGCCAAGGUCCAAUCAGAGCGACGCAUUUCCUGUAUAAAUACCAGCGCCGCGAGCCUUUGCCUCUUGCUCCUUUUUCUUCACUAUGGCUCGCACUAAGCAGACGGCCCGCAAGUCCACCGGCGGCAAGGCCCCGCGCAAGCAGCUGGCCACCAAGGCCGCCCGCAAGAGCGCCCCGGCCACCGGCGGCGUGAAGAAGCCGCACCGCUACCGGCCCGGCACCGUGGCGCUGCGCGAGAUCCGGCGCUACCAGAAGUCGACCGAGCUGCUGAUCCGCAAGCUGCCGUUCCAGCGCCUGGUGCGCGAGAUCGCGCAGGACUUCAAGACCGACCUGCGCUUCCAGAGCUCGGCCGUGAUGGCGCUGCAGGAGGCGAGCGAGGCCUACCUGGUGGGUCUGUUCGAGGACACCAACCUGUGCGCCAUCCACGCCAAGCGGGUCACCAUCAUGCCCAAGGACAUCCAGCUGGCCCGCCGCAUCCGCGGGGAGAGGGCUUGAGACAUUUUCCACAUUGGCACAUCGACAAACUAAAAAGGCUCUUUUCAGAGCCAA
Messenger RNA from Peromyscus eremicus (cactus mouse), 1037 nucleotides. Its product is annotated as histone H3. The transcript has a single exon. Gene Ontology annotation, cellular component: nucleosome. Gene Ontology annotation, molecular function: structural constituent of chromatin; protein heterodimerization activity; DNA binding. Lineage: Eukaryota; Metazoa; Chordata; Mammalia; Rodentia; Cricetidae. The record is from RefSeq and is a predicted model, not a curated record. The coding region runs from base 573 to 983 and encodes 136 amino acids.